Molecule: messenger RNA, 1385 nt
Organism: Oryzias latipes (Japanese medaka)
Lineage: Eukaryota; Metazoa; Chordata; Actinopteri; Beloniformes; Adrianichthyidae
Gene: trappc3
Product: trafficking protein particle complex subunit 3
Biological process (GO): Golgi vesicle transport
Cellular component (GO): TRAPP complex
Source: RefSeq, a predicted model, not a curated record
CGGAAGCUAAAUGUUUAUUCCGGUUGGGUCUGGACAGGCGACAACGACAACUAAUACUCAGCCAGAAUCAAAUAAAUAAAGGAUUAGUCUGGAGUUACCGUGAGCGUGAGCCUGUAACGCUGUCCACAAUGUCCAGGCAAUCCAACCGAACAACAGACAGCAAAAAGAUGAACUCUGAGCUGUUUACAUUAACCUAUGGGGCCUUGGUGACCCAGCUCUGUAAAGACUACGAGAACGAUGAGGAAGUCAAUAAGCAGUUGGACAAAAUGGGUUACAACAUUGGUGUGCGUCUGAUAGAAGACUUUCUGGCCCGCUCCAGCGUCGGCCGGUGUCAGGAUUUCCGAGAAACAGCUGAUGUCAUCGCGAAGGUUGCAUUUAAGAUGUAUUUGGGAGUCACCCCAAGCGUAACCAACUGGAGCCCAGCAGGAGACGAAUUCUCCCUCAUCUUAGAAAACAACCCACUGGCCGACUUUGUGGAGCUUCCAGACAACCACAGCACCCUUGUCUACUCCAACCUGCUGUGCGGCGCUCUUAGAGGAGCUCUGGAGAUGGUCCAGAUGGCCGUGGAUGUGAAAUUCGCCCAGGACACCCUCAGAGGAGACGGCGUGACAGAAAUCCGCAUGAAGUUCAUCAAGCGGAUCGAAGAAAACCUUCCAGCAGGAGAUGAGUGACGGAGCCUCUUCUGUUUCAUUUUUCCAUUCUUAUAAACACGGAGGAAACAUGGAAGCUUCUUAAAGGACGGUGAAAGAGAAACAUAAGAUCUAAAAGAAAAGUGAUUAGGAACUUGGACCUGGUGAACUGGCUUUGAACAGCACUGUUUUAGAAAAUAUACCACCUCUGUAUAUUUUUGUCACUUUAAAACAACACUUUUUUUUGUUUUAUUUUGAUACAUAUCUGUCUUAUUUGGCAGGAAACUUGAGAGAUUCAUGUUUGUCCAUUUUUUUUUUAAAUUUUAUUUUGAAGGGUGUUUCCUUUUUCCUUAAAGUCUGUGUGGCCAGUUAUCUGGCAUGUUAAUUUAUGAAGAUUUCAAGUAAAAAUCAGCACAUUUAUUGUAAUGAUUGUGGCGUUUGUUUCACUCCACACCUUCACAUCAUUUGUGGGUAACAGUUAUGUUUAGGGGACGUUGGUAAAUUUCUGUUUCCUGUCGAUGAUGGUGGGUCCAUCUUGUCUGCAGCCAAGUCACCUGAUCGGUUCCCACAUCCCUUCCUCUUUUUGACCAACAUUGGGACAGUUCGACAAUGUUAUUUAGAUUUACUUCUGUAAUUCGUACAUUUGUGAAAUGCAGCCAUGUGUUCUGAUUUUUCACAUGUGCAGUAGCAGUCCCGAUCCUAAACAUUUCUUUUUAUUGGUCAACAUUAAAAUAAACUUUUUGAUUAUUAUGAAGA